This is a messenger RNA of Rotaria socialis, 2217 nucleotides long. The record is from the annotation of a GenBank genome assembly. Lineage: Eukaryota; Metazoa; Rotifera; Eurotatoria; Philodinida; Philodinidae.
AUGACAAGAAUUCCAAUAAUUACACAAAAUUUUUCAUCUCCAGAUGGUUUUAAUGAUAUGCCGCUUAUGCUCUUACCUCAAGCAUCAACAUUACCAGUAUCCGAUAAAGACCAAGAAGGUUUUAGUCAGUUAUUAUUACAUGAUUUACAUCGACAUCGACGAACUUAUGUUCGAAAUUUUACAGCAUUUGAAACAAUAAAAAAACGGCAAGAUUUUAUACUACGUCAAGAAAAUCUUCGUUCAUUACUUAAUUUUGAACAACGUAUGACAGUAAAACAAGAUCAAUAUAUUGAUCAAACGUUUCAUUCAUAUGAACAAUGUUUUGUUAAAGUUAUUAAUGCAAAUUCAACCAACACAACUCGACCUAAUCAAGAACAACCAAAACGACCGCAGACCGCUGGACCAUCAUUUGGUAAAUUUCAUACUCAUCAGCUUUCUCACCAAUCAAAUACAACACAAGAAUCAACAGUAAUAAAACCAUUUCAACGUUAUCAAAAAACUCAUCGACCUUCAUUAACAUCCAAAUAUCGUUGUCAAUCAAGUGUUCAACACUCUGCACAAUCGUAUCACGAUGCAUUUCAAUCAUCAAGUUUUUCCACUCAAACUCAACCAUUUCUUUCGUUUACAGAGAAUUAUUUACAAAAAUAUGGUGAUCGUUCCAUAAAUAAAUUGCAAACGAAGACAAAUACUAAUGGUGUACAAGAAAUUAAAGAAAAAAAUGACGAUGAUAACGAUGAUGAUGAUGAUGAACACAUGCAUUCAACUUUGUUAGAACUUAAUCCGAAAUUCAAUCAAAAUAAAAGACAAAAUCAAAAGUCGAGGACACCAGAUUUACAACAUGUCCGAACAAAUGUAUCAUCACGUAAUACAAAUACACCUUCAUCAACACCUCAAACUGGUUAUCACGAUGCUCUACGAGAUGGCUUAACAAUAGUCAAAGACGACGAUGAUCAUAGUCAUAAAAUGUCUGUAAACAAUGAAAAACGUCGUUCAUCACAACAAUCAACAAGUCAAACAAGUCAUGGUGAUAAUCGAACAAGUAUAAAACGACCAAAAACUGCUAAGAAAAAACAUUUGACUGUUGAUUUGACAUCUGAAAAGAGAAAAGAUUCGUUAACAAAUAAAAAUAUUGACGAUGAUCUAUUUACAAAAGUGAUGAUAGUUCAAAAUUAUGGAUCUAAUAAUAAUACUGAUCUCAAUCCUAUGGAUCGCCUUCAAAUACAAACAAGUAUACCGACGAAAAGAAUUUCUUUUGACGUACGCCGUUCAUCUACAAAAUCUAAUGACAGUAAUCAAGAUACGCUGAAAUCUCUUGAUAAUAUUGAUACACAAAUAACUUCGAAAAACGUAUCAGCGCCAACUCCAGAACCAGUACAAACAACAAUCGGUAAUCAUACAGAUCAAACUGUUGAACCUGUUACCGACAAUAUAGUAAUCAUAGAUAAUAUGCAACCUGUACAAGAUCAAUCAAUUGAACAAAAACCAGUGUUAGAAUUCGUCGAUAAUCGUAAACGUGUAAGAAAAAGUGCAUUCGAUCCGGGUGAAACAAUGAGUGAUAUGAUGGGUUUCGAAUUAGGAAUGAUGGGUAGUAGUCGCAGUGCAAUUAGAAAAUCGAAAACUAGUUCCGGAAAAGAAAAUCGUCAAACUGGAGACGGGCCAGAUGUAAUUCUUGAAAAUCAAGAAACACUUGAUUUAUUAGAAAAAAUUCGACAAAGUUCUAAUACUGUAUCAGUUGGUCAACUGGUUGCAUCACAACAAGGUUGUCGUUUUGAAUUGCCAUAUGAUUUGAAAUUACUCGAAACUUUAACACCCCUCGAUUAUCUUAGUAAAUAUUGUCGAUUAUCAACACGGCGAAAUUAUCAAUUUAAACGCAUAUUUGAUAAAUAUCGUAAUAAUCACUAUCGUUUUGAAUCAAGUAAUUUAUUUGCAUCAAUCGGUGAGCUACAUCGAGACAAUUUUACACGUUCACAAUUCGAAUGUUUAUGUCAAUUAAUUGAUCUUGGUACUGAACAACAUCAAUUUGCGUACGAUACAUUUUCGGGAAUAUUAGCAUUGUGUGAACGAAUUUUAUGUGAGACAAAACGAACUACUACUGGUCUUGAUGAACAAGAUUUAGCAAAGGAUACGUUAGAAAAGUGUGAUUUCGAUAGUUUAGAUCGAAAACUUGAUGGACUCACGAUUAGCGCAACAAUGAAAAAAUUACUCACAACACUGUAA